Molecule: messenger RNA, 690 nt
Organism: Didymodactylos carnosus
Lineage: Eukaryota; Metazoa; Rotifera; Eurotatoria; Philodinida; Philodinidae
Source: the annotation of a GenBank genome assembly
AUGCCAUCAGUAAAUAAAAUCACACAUAUUUCACCUGAAUCAUCGCUGUUUGAGGAUAAAAUCGUUCAGACAUUCUCGAGAUUGAACACACUACCAGCAUCGACUCAGGGGGAGUUGUGGCGAUUAUUUCUUGGUAUAUCAACGGCUGUUGCAACAAAUACAUCUUUGGAUCUGGAUUUUAUAUCCGAUGUUAUUGCACUCACAAAACCGAGAAUCAAAGAAGAAAACUUAGAAACAAAACGUGUUCGAUCAGAUGAAAUUGGUGAAGAUUUAACGUUAUCAUCAAUAGUAAAAAAAGCCAGAAUAAGUGAACCGAUAACAUAUUCGUAUACACCAGGAUUGGAUAUAACAUCCUUACCUUCAUCAUCUACAACCUACCCAACAUUGUAUAAUCAAACUACUACUGUAUCAUCAUCGGAUCAACAUUCGUUAACAACAAUGAAACAAAGAAAACACAAAUCUUUACCCAGCGGACGACCGCUACAAAUACAUGAGCUAGCAUUUGAUGAAGGAGUUUUAGAUGAUGAAACACGUACACAAAAACAAAAACGUAAACAAUUACCGGCCUCGGUUCGAGUCAAUUCACUUUUAAGUCGAAUUGAAAAUGUUCUUAAUCCAUUUGAAAAAUAUGCCAAACAAAACAUUAUUCCAUAUAUAAAUAUAGCCGAUGACGAUGAUGAUGAAAAAUAA